AUGUCCCACAAUCAGUCCACCGUCUCAGUGAUCGAUUUCCAGCAGUUCCAUGAGGGUACCAAAGCAGGGAAACUCGCAGUGGGGAAGGAAAUGGUGAAGAUGAUGAGAGAGGUUGGUUUCAUGUAUGUCAUGAACCAUGGAAUCCCUGAAACUGAUCAACGACGUAUGUUUGAAUGGUCAAAGAAGUUCUUUGAUCUCAGCGAGUCUCAAAAGGCCAAAUGCUCGCACCCUCCAGAAGGUGCCCAUCACAGAGGUUGGUCACACGUUGGCAAAGAAAAGGUUGUGCAAAUGGUUUUCGACAAAAAGGAGGUGGAUAAGCUUCGGAAAGUCCCAGAUAUUAAGGAAUCUUUCGACCUUGGCAAUGAGAAUAACAAGCAAUUCUACAACAUUUGGCCAGAUGAAGACGACAUCCCGGGGUUCAAAGAGUACUGCCAAUACUAUUUCAAGGUAUGUGAUGCAACUGGUAAGCUCUUUUUGAGAGCAAUUGCAUUGGGAAUGGGCCUUGAAGAGGAGUUCUUCCUGCCUUAUCAUGACGAGUCCGACAAUCAACUGAGGCUUCUUCAUUACCCUUCAACGGAUGAAGAGUCAUUGAAAACAGGUAAAGCUGAAAGAGUUGCAUCACAUACAGACUUUGGGACUUUGACGAUGCUUCUACAAGAUGACUGCGGUGGAUUACAAGUCGAGGAUCCCUUCAACAAGGGUACUUAUAUUCCAGCUCCGCAGAUCAAAAACACAAUCAUUGUCAACACGGGUGACUUCCUGAUGAGAUGGUCAAAUAAUCAACUCAUCUCAACUCUUCAUAGAGUGACAAAUCCACCCGUGGAUUCAGCAAAUGGCAUUUCUAAAGCACGCUAUUCUAUUCCGUUUUUCAUCGGUGCAAAUAAGGAUAAGGUCAUCGAUGCAUUGGAAGGCACCUAUUCAGAUACAAACCCCAAGAGAUAUCCACCAAUAACAGCAGGAGAGUAUUUGGCUGCUCGUCUUAAUGCCACAUACAGUUGA
Williopsis jadinii is the source of this 999-nucleotide messenger RNA. RefSeq names its product isopenicillin N synthase family dioxygenase. Bases 1 to 999 code for a protein of 332 amino acids. NCBI's taxonomy places the organism in Eukaryota, Fungi, Ascomycota, Saccharomycetes, Phaffomycetales, Wickerhamomycetaceae. The transcript has a single exon. The record is from RefSeq and is a predicted model, not a curated record. Gene Ontology annotation, molecular function: dioxygenase activity.